GUCAAGUGAAAAGAUGGGUCAUCACAGCGGAGACAAUCUGUCACCAUUAGCAUAAUUAGAUCUUGAUUUAAUGAGCUCAAUUCUGCUGAUACUGUCUACCGCAUGCUGUUCUUUUUCUAGCUUUGCAACUGAUGAAAUGAGGAAACUUUAAACACACCAGUAUUCCAGCCACCUGAUAAAAAACGCUUUCUCUCUUUCAGAAAUGGACUUUCUCUGACACAGUGUGAAUAAAAAUUAUCUUUUCUCAUAAUAUCACCAUGUAUCACAUCAUAAUAAUCAAUUAUCACAAAAAAUAAUAAUACUAAUGAACUCAUCAUUAUCAAUUAUCACGAAAAAUAAUAAUACUAAUGAACAGGAGAACUAAAAUAUUGUACGGCAUUUCAUAGCAUCAAUGAGUAAUAAAUGAAUUGCAUUUAGCAAAAAGGAACCAGCGCAAUUACUGUGUUGAAAAAUGUUGUUUCUUAAUAAUUAUCUACGGAAUCUCCCAAAAUACCUAGCACAUGAAUUCUGUUCCCCACCAAAAAAUGUCUAAUUUAGAAAUUGAAUUCUUGGAUUUUGAAAAAAUUUGAAAAUAAUAGAAAAAAUUUGAAACUGUACAUAUAUUAAAUAUUUUUAAAAGAAAAGAAGAAGCUGGAGUUGGGUUUUAUUUUUUUUAACAAGAGGUUAAUUUUUACCUCUCAGUAAAGAAAAUAAGAAAGAAUACAAAUAGCGACAAUCAUGAAUCAUGAGUUAUGUAAGCACAUUACCAAAAUGUAGACGUAUAAAAGAAAUAUCAAAUUUACUUCUUCUGAAGUUCAUGUUCUAUCCCGAAAUGGAACUGAAUUAUACUGCGUAAUUCAAAAGUUGCAGAUUGAAAGUUGACAAUAUAGUUUUCUUUGAUGUUUGCAUUGCGCUAAAAUACGUAUACUAUUAUCAUAGUUUCGAAGAAAAUUCCUCAACAGAAACUUGUCAAUUUUUUUCUCACAACUAUUGAAAUGGUACAUGCUUGAUUGCUUCUUCUCCUCAGAUUAAGUGAGAGUUCUCAAUCGGAAUAUGAAAGUGGUUGUGAAGACUACUGCAUCUCAUUCUUCCAUUUUAGAAAAAAUAUGUAAAAGAGCUUUUCCGUCUACGGAGUCAGUAAUGGAUCUUGUGAAAGAGUUAAACUUCCAGUUGCCCAUGAUUCAUGAAAAAGAAUUCAAGGAUUUAAACAAGAAGAUAUCGCAACAGCUUGAUGGAAAGCCUUAUGAAGCCUUCGACCAAGAGUUCCGGGAUAAUCUG
Messenger RNA from Bemisia tabaci, 1257 nucleotides. Lineage: Eukaryota; Metazoa; Arthropoda; Insecta; Hemiptera; Aleyrodidae. The record is from RefSeq and is a predicted model, not a curated record.